Molecule: messenger RNA, 1788 nt
Organism: Lotus japonicus
Lineage: Eukaryota; Viridiplantae; Streptophyta; Magnoliopsida; Fabales; Fabaceae
Product: linamarin synthase 1-like
Exons: 2
Coding region: 42-1493 (483 amino acids)
Molecular function (GO): UDP-glycosyltransferase activity
Source: RefSeq, a predicted model, not a curated record
AUUCUAAUUCUCAUACCUUAGUGAAGUGAAGAAAAACAAAAAUGGUAUCAUCACUUCAAACCCCAAAGCCUCAUGCUGUGUGUGUACCAUAUCCAGCUCAGGGCCAUGUGAGUCCGUUCAUGCAGCUAGCCAAACUCCUUCGUUGUAGUGGUUUCCACAUAACCUUUGUGAACACUGAAUUCAAUCACAAUCGUUUGGCCAAGUCUCUUGGACCAGAUUUCGUGAAGGGGCUCCCAGAUUUUCAAUUUGAGAGCAUACCAGAUGGUUUGCCACCAUCAGAUAAGGAUGCAACUCAAGACAUUCCACAACUGUGUGAUUCAACUAGGAAGAAUUGUUAUGAACCGUUCAAAGAGUUGGUGAAGAAGCUGAACUCUUCGCCUGAAGUGCCUCCGGUGAGUUGCGUGGUUGCGGAUGGCGUAAUGGGAUUUGUUGGAAGAGUGGCGAGUGAUUUAGGUAUUCAAGAGCUUCAGUUUUGGACAGCCUCGGCUUGUGGAUUAGUUGGAUAUUUGCAAUACGAUGAGCUUGUCAAAAGAGGUCUUGUUCCAUUCAAAGAUGAAAAUUUCACCGAUGGUACCUUGGAUGCAAGUUUAGAUUGGAUCUCUGGCAUGAAAGAUGUGAGACUUAAAGACAUUCCAAGUUUCAUUAGAGUCACUGAUCUAAAUGAUAUCAUGUUUAAUUUCAUGGGUUCUGAGGCACAAAAUUGUUUGAGAUCGUCUACCAUCAUCAUUAACUCAUUCCAAGAUUUGGACACUGAGGCCCUUGAUACCCUCAGGGCCACUAACCCAAACAUCUAUAGCAUUGGCCCACUUCACUUGCUUGGCAGGCAUUUUCCUGAAAAGGAGAAUGGUUUCAAGGAAAGUGGGUCAAGUUUAUGGAAAAAUGAUACUGAAUGCAUGAAAUGGCUUGAUAAAUGGGAGCCCUCAUCAGUGAUAUAUGUUAACUAUGGAAGCAUAACUGUUAUGAGUGAGCAUCAUUUAAAAGAAUUUGCUUGGGGGAUAGCAAAUAGCAAGCUACCAUUUUUAUGGAUUAUGAGACCAGAUGUGGUGAUGGGUGAUGAGUCUAUAAAUUUGCCCCAAGAGUUCUUAGAUGAAGUCAAGGGCAGAGGAUACAUAACAAGCUGGUGCUUUCAAGAACAAGUUCUUGCACAUCCAUCAAUUGGGAUCUUUCUAACUCAUUGUGGUUGGAAUUCUACAAUAGAAGGCAUAUCUUCUGGUGCGCCUUUGAUUUGUUGGCCUUUCUUUGCUGAGCAACAAACAAAUUGCAGGUAUGCUUGCAAAACAUGGGGAAUAGGAAUGGAAAUUAACCAUGAUGUUAAAAGAGGGGAGAUAACAGCCCUUGUCAAUGAAAUGAUGGAAGGAGAAAAGGGGAAAGAGAUGAGACAAAAGAGUUUAGAGUGGAAAAAGAAAGCAAUAAAAGAAACUGGAAUCGGAGGAUCAUCUUACAAUAAUUUCCAUAAGUUAGUAAAAGAGGUUCUUCAUCACAAUGUUGCCUAAGUCCAUUUGUACCAAGGGUUAAAUAAAGUGUAUUUUAUUCAAAUGCAAAUGCAAUUGAUAGGCCUUGUGAAAUCGGUGAUGAAUUUGUAAUUGUCUCGAGUGAUGAAUUUGUAAGAAUUUGAAGCAUCGACUCUUUGGCUAUGUUUGGCAUGUUUAGCUGAUAAGCUAGCUGAAAGCUGAAAAGCUAGCUGAAAGCUUAUAAGCUAGCUGAUAGCUGAAAGCUGAUAAGCUAGCUGAAAGCUGAAAAGCUACGUGAUUGGAAUAAAAGUGUUUGGUAAAACUAGCUGUUUAACAA